Alternaria burnsii is the source of this 894-nucleotide messenger RNA. Its product is annotated as p-loop containing nucleoside triphosphate hydrolase protein. Gene Ontology annotation, cellular component: mitochondrion. Gene Ontology annotation, molecular function: 4 iron, 4 sulfur cluster binding; ATP-dependent FeS chaperone activity; ATP binding. NCBI's taxonomy places the organism in Eukaryota, Fungi, Ascomycota, Dothideomycetes, Pleosporales, Pleosporaceae. Gene Ontology annotation, biological process: mitochondrial respiratory chain complex I assembly; iron-sulfur cluster assembly. The record is from RefSeq and is a predicted model, not a curated record. The transcript is spliced from 4 exons. The coding region runs from base 1 to 894 and encodes 297 amino acids.
AUGCUGAAGCCACGAUUGUUCUCGACAUUACGCUGUCUCCAGCAUGAGAACCCUCUCGGUCUUCCACGCUCAGGCGCGCCUCCGCAGAUGCCUCGGAUGCAGCGAGGAUUGCCACAGAAGAGGAACAUCAAAGAUGUGAAGAAAGUCAUCGCUGUUUCAUCGGCAAAGGGCGGCGUUGGAAAGAGUACCAUUGCUGUGAAUCUGGCAUUGAGCUUCGCCCGCCGUGGUUACAAAGCUGGAAUACUUGAUACCGAUAUCUUUGGCCCGUCGAUACCAACCUUACUCAAUCUGUCCGGCGAACCGAGACUUUCAGCCAACAACCAACUAUUACCACUGGCUAACUAUGGUCUCAAAUCCAUGUCCAUGGGCUAUCUCAUCCCAGAUUCAUCACCAGUAGCAUGGCGGGGCCUCAUGGUAAUGAAGGCCCUGCAGCAACUACUACACGAAGUAGAGUGGGGAGGCCUGGACGUCCUGGUCCUUGACAUGCCCCCCGGCACAGGUGAUGUCCAGCUCACCAUCACCCAACAGCUUAUUUUGGAUGGCGCGCUCAUCGUAUCCACACCCCAGGAUCUGUCGCUGAAGGAUGCAGUGAAAGGUGUCGAGCUCUUCCGCAAAGUCGAUGUAAAGCUCCUGGGUCUUGUCUGCAAUAUGACGGGCUUCAAAUGCCCUGGUUGCGGCGACGUACAUGAAGUAUUUGGAAAUAUGAAGAAGAUCAGAGCCAUGUGUGGGAAAUAUGAAUUGAACAUGUUGGGCGAGAUUCCGCUACAUGCUAGCAUCAGCGACGAUGCUGAUCGCGGAAAACCGACUGUGGUAGCAGAGCCGGACGGGGAGCGAGCAAUGGCGUUUGGAAAGAUUGCACAGGAAGUCGAAGGUCUCAUCGGACUGGGACGUUAA